AUGAUAUUUUUAGAUUUUAUAUGGUUAUUUAUUUUUAUGGUACUUAUUGAUUCACGCCCUAUGUUUAAAAGUAUUGAUGAAGAUUAUGUUUAUGGAAAAAGAGUACGUGAUAACAGUAUACAUAGCCCAGUUUAUGGUUACGGCAACUACGACAGAAAACUUACCACACAACGGAAUAAUAAAAAUAAAAUUGAAAGUCAUGAAAUUGAUUUAUCAGGUUUCGAUAAAUAUAUAACUCAUAAUAUACAUCCCACUAGUAAAAAACACAUCUUUCACUCAUAUUAUUCUCACAAAAAUCUGUCUGAACUCUUAAUGGAGUUAACAACAGAAGUGGAGAAUCUGAAAAAAAUUUAUAAAUUUGAAGACUCUUCUGAUUCCAUAUAUAGAGACAAAGUUACUGAAAAUUUUAAACAGCCAUCAGAAGAUAAUAGUUUCCUUGAUAGUACAGCGGAAAUAGAAACAGUUUUGAACGAAAUUAAACAAAGAGCUCUCAAAAUGAUGAUACAACAUAUACCGUCAUCGGGAAAUAUUAUUAAUACAGCAGUCACUGAAAUAAUGUAUGAUAUGGGUUCUAUAAUGCACAGUCCAAAAAUGACAACAGGUUAUAUGGUAUUUAAAAAAUCUGUUACGGAUGAUAAAAAUUCAUUGUAUAACCGAAGGCUUCGAUCAAUUUACCAUAAGGCUGCUACAAUAGCUCAUAAUUUAGAAAGUAAUCUCCAGAAUAAAUUUGUAAAAUCAUAUGAGGUAAUCAAAAACAAGGUAUCUGCAAAUUUGGGUGAAGAAUUGAAGCAUAGUGAGAAUGCUAUUAAAGAAGCUCUUAAUAAAUUAAGCGGUGGUAAAAGUUCUUGUAAACCAAAACACUCGACUCUAUUCAAAAGUAUCAAAACACUAAAAACUACGGCUCCAAUAAAUCGGAAAUCAACUGUGCGUCAUUUUACCAAAAGAAAAUUUUUCAGCAGAAAAACGACAUUAACCCCAACUCAUACAAUACCAAAAGUUACGGAUGACUUUUCUAUGCUUUCUGUGUAUGAGAAAAUACUUAUGAACGCACACGACGAUAAUAUGAGGCUGUUAAAAACGAAUACCUCCAAAGACCACGAGAUGAUUAAAUAUAGUAAUUUAAAGCGAAGUGUUCAAGAAUUAUACGAAGACCUGCCAGAUAUAGGUGAAGAAUAUGAUGAAGAAAAUAAUAUUACGUCAAAAAACGAUUUUGGACUUAACGAACCAUCUAAAAAUGAAACUUCCAUAGCUGAUGAUGAAAUAAGUUUUAAUACUCUGAGCAACAAAUUAUCUUAUAACGAUUACGUCAACGGUUUUAAAUACUAUCUGAAUUUUCAAAAAGACCAAGGUAAUGAAAAUUUCUCUAACCUUGUUCGGUAUCAAGCGCAUAGACAUCAUAAUGUAGAUGAUGUAGGCAAGUACAUAUUGGAAAAACUUCCCCAACUACCAUCUACAAGACAAAGACGUUUUUUCUUUGAACAAGAUACUUUAGAAGAUCAAGAUUUAUCAACAAAGAGUGAUGACUCGUGGUUUAAGAAACAUUUUUAUUUUUUUAUCGAUAAAGAUCCACCGAAAAAGUAUCAUACAUUUCAAACAGUAUCCCUAAAAGAAGACCAAAAGACUACAACUCCUCUUAGUUCCAAAAAUCUGAAAGAAAAUAAGACGCAUCAUAAGAUAAAAGGAGCUGCAGGAAAAUUAUUAAUAAAGAGAAAUGCAUAUAAAACAAAGUUAAAUACUAUAGGACCAACGACGACUUUAUUUGGAAAGAAUUCAAAGAAUAAUGGUUAUUUUGACGUUAGUUUAGUGCACAGACCAACCGCCAUUGUAAAAUUACAAAAUAAAGGAAAGAAACGAAAAUUUAAGAAUAUUUUCAAAAAAAUGAGUUUUCGUAAAAAACAUCCAAAGAAAGAAAUGGCGCGCGACAAAGUAAAUCGAAUGAAACGCUCAAAUCCUUUCAAGAUUCUAAAAGAUAUCGUGCUAAGAAACCGGUACACUGAUACAAAUAAUAAGGUGCGAAAAUUAUUUGAUUACGACGUAGUGACAACUAGUUCAAAUUACAAUUUUGUAAAUCACAACAACCAAUUGUCAAAAAUAGAAGCGCUAUUGGGUCAAGUACCAAAUAUUACGAGUAAAUUGGAAUCACAUGAUUAUGACCAAUAUUACUAUCUACCUAACGAUUUAAAUAUUAUACAUAAUAAAGGAUUAUACAGCACGAAAGAGAGACCCUUAUUUAUAUCAAACGACCUACCUUUGCUACCUGGUGAGAUUUUAUUUUUAGUCGGCUUAAAUUAUUUACUGAAUUAG
Molecule: messenger RNA, 2304 nt
Organism: Pieris macdunnoughi
Lineage: Eukaryota; Metazoa; Arthropoda; Insecta; Lepidoptera; Pieridae
Source: the annotation of a GenBank genome assembly